Molecule: messenger RNA, 1554 nt
Organism: Capsella rubella
Lineage: Eukaryota; Viridiplantae; Streptophyta; Magnoliopsida; Brassicales; Brassicaceae
Product: ABSCISIC ACID-INSENSITIVE 5-like protein 4
Exons: 5
Coding region: 173-1342 (389 amino acids)
Biological process (GO): positive regulation of DNA-templated transcription
Cellular component (GO): nucleus
Molecular function (GO): DNA-binding transcription factor activity
Source: RefSeq, a predicted model, not a curated record
CUCCCCCUUAAAAUGGCAGUUCGUGUCGAGGCUACUACAAGCACACUUGUCGUCUCCCUCCCUCAGCAAAUCUCUGUUUUCAGCAAUCGCCUAUUAUAUUAGGUAAAGCUAGAAAGGGUUGUUUUUUGGACUGAAGUAGAAGAAGUGAUUCCUAGUGAAACAGAAAAAAAGCAUGGGUACUCAUAUCAAUUUCGACAACUUAGGAGGUGAUUCUUCUGGAGGGAAUGGGUGUAAUACUAACCAGUCAAAGCCAUUGGCGAGGCAGUCUUCUUUAUAUUCCUUAACCUUUGAUGAGCUUCAGAGCACCCUAGGUGAGCCAGGGAAAGAUUUUGGGUCAAUGAAUAUGGAUGAGCUUCUGAAGAACAUAUGGUCUGCUGAAGAAACUCAAGCCUUUAUGACUACUCCAUCUUCGGUUGCAGCCUCGGGACCUAGUGGUUACGUUCCAGGAGGGAAUGGUCUACAGAGACAAGGCUCGUUGACUUUGCCUAGAACACUUAGUCAGAAGACUGUAGAUGAGGUCUGGAAACACUUGAAUUCCAAAGAUGGUGAUAAUGGGAAUAAUAGGACGGAUUUGCCCGAGAGGCAACAGACUUUAGGGGAAAUGACUCUAGAGGAUUUCUUGCUCCGCGCUGGCGUUGUGAAAGAAGAUAAUAACUCUACUCAACAGAAAGAUAACAGUAGUGGGUUUUAUGCUAACAAUGGCGCUGCUGGUUUGGGGUUUGGAUUUGGACAGCUGAAUCAAAACAGCAUAUCGUUCAACAGCAACAAUAGUUCUAUGCACUUGAACCAAGCACCUGGUUUAGGUCUCGAAGUGGGUGGAACAAUGCAGCAACCACAUCAGCGACAGCAACAGCAGCCACAUCAGAGAUUGCGUCCAACUAUUUUUCCAAAACAAGCAAAUGUAACAUUUGCGCCUGUAAAUAUGGUCAACAGAGGUUUAGAUGGUCCGGUUAACAGUAAUAUCGGAGGAGGAGGGGUUACUGUUGCAGCUACCUCUCCCGGGACAAGCAGUGCAGAAAACAAUACUUGGUCAUCGCCAGUUCCUUAUGUGUUUGGUCGAGGAAGAAGAAGCAAUACGGGCCUGGAGAAGGUUGUUGAGAGAAGGCAAAAGAGAAUGAUCAAGAAUCGCGAAUCAGCCGCUAGAUCAAGGGCUCGAAAGCAGGCUUAUACCUUGGAACUGGAAGCCGAGAUUGAAAGUCUCAAGCAACUGAAUCAAGAUUUGCAGAAGAAACAGACUGAAAUUAUGAAAACCCAAAACAGUGAGCUGAAAGAAUCGGUGAAGCAGCCUCCAUGGCUGGCCAAAACACAAUGCUUGAGAAGAACCCUUACUGGUCCAUGGUAAGAAGGUGAAAAGUAAAAGCAAGAAGACCCUGGUAAUGUAAUAUUACAUUACUCGAAAGGAAGACGUUGGGAGACUAAUAUGUAAUAGACGAUAGUGCUACUGUACAGGAGAGAUUACAGAGACACUUACAAUGUAGAAAUCUUUUGAGCUGAAUCUAACUAAGAGUGCAGAGUAUGAGAGCUUUUAAUAUGAAUUCAUAAUUUUUAUAAAUA